CUUGACAUACCGCCGUGCUGUCUCGAAAGUCCAGCUAAUAUUCGUACUCGCCACGCCCAUCCUCGCGACUUUUACUCAAGCUCCCCCGCAUGCCCUUCCUCCGCAUCCUCCCCGACGCGUCCUGAAACCCCCGAAGCACCUCCGCCAUGGCUGCCGCAACCCGUCGAAUAUCAAACUACGCCACCAGGUCAACCGCCACUGAUCUGGACGGAAGGCCAAAAAGCAGCGAUGAUUCGAAAAAAGAGAUAUGGAUCCCUAUGCUGGACGGCGUUUCCAGCGGGAAGCGGAUGCCAGAGAAGAGUCUCCUGGUUCUAGGAGGGACACCAGAAACACAGAAAGGAUUCCUCGAGUCAUUAUCGAAAGACCCCGCGACGAGUCGGAGGCCUCCAGACCGCGGCCGCAGACCCCCAAUUGCGAACCAAUUCGCCCUGGGCUAUACAUAUCUGGACGUCCUAGACUCAGACCAAGAAGACACUCUCGCCCGACUCUCCCUAUACCUCCUCACUCAACCUACCCCUUCCUUCACGCCUCUACUCAAACCAUACCUCACGCCGAAGACUCUACCUAACAUGCUCAUUGUAAUAUUACUUGAUUGGGAACAUCCGUGGCUGUGGCUGCGACAGCUUCGCGAUUGGAUUCGGGUCUUGCGAUCACUAGUGUCCUCGCUCGACGACGAAUCGAAAGACGUCAUGGAAGAGAACAUCAAUGCCUGGAGAGACCGACACCGAGGCCUUGGAGGGUCCUCUGAUAACACUGGAAGUGGAUCUGCGGAUACUGCGGUCCUGCCAUUGGGACAAGGCGAAUGGGACGAGCCUCUUGGGAUCCCUCUUUGCGUGGUGUGUCAGAAUGCCGACAAAAUCGAAGGAUUGGAGCGCGAGCGUGGGUGGAAAGAGGAGGAAUUUGAUUUCGUACUGCAGUACCUACGGACUGUACUCCUCAAGCACGGUGCUAGCUUGAUAUACACCAUGAAUUCCGCCCCAGGACCUCUACAAACCCUCAUUCACUCAAGUCUUGGCAUCAAAUCAAUGCUGAGACAGAAGCAAUUGAAGCACAACGUCAUUGAUCGCGAUCACAUCCUCAUACCGCCGAACUGGGAUUCCUGGGGCAAGAUUCGGAUACUAAGGGAGGGUUUCGAUGUGGAGGGUGUAAGCCAAGCGUGGUCGGAAGAUAUACAGGCUCCGCUGCCAACACCGACGCCCGUUGAAGUCGUGUCGAAUGGACACACGAAGACUGAUACUGAACCUGAAACGGAAACCGGUGAAUUGGUCUCAGCAGAACCAGAACCGGCCCCUGAAAUGGAAGAGCUCACCGCGGUAUCAGUGUUUGAGGAGACGAUUCGGGAUCCAGAGCAAGACUCAGCUCUUGCUGCACUGAACUCGAAGAACGCGAAUGGACUAGAAGUCCCGAGCACGGAAGCUCAGACUUUCCUGACCUCGCAAGUGGAGAUACUCGACCGCUUGCGCCAAGAAGAUGACAGGGAAAAGAAAGGGGCUGACAAGAAGAAGAGUGGAGCAACGUACAUUGCUCAGGACGAAGCUAGUGGUGUUGUUGAGGAGCAUAUCGGGCCGGUGCAGUUCAACAUGGGAGGAAUUCAGGUGAAUGCUGAUGAGAUGGUAAAGAGGUUGCAGGUAUGUCAUGCUGCUCCUCUCAUCGUUUAAGUAUUAGCACGCUGACGCGACCAUCGCAGGACCGAGAAGCCAAUCGCUCCUCCGACACAGACCCUGCAACUCCAAUGACACCCACCACCACUCAAGGUCCCCAGUCAGAGAACGACCGGCUUGCUUCCUUCUUCGCUGGCCUUAUCAAGAAAGGAGACGCUUCAGCUGCCAACAGUCCCCGAACGUAGAGUAC
Messenger RNA from Mytilinidion resinicola, 1851 nucleotides. RefSeq lists its product as uncharacterized. The transcript has 3 exons. Bases 147 to 1658 code for a protein of 503 amino acids. Lineage: Eukaryota; Fungi; Ascomycota; Dothideomycetes; Mytilinidiales; Mytilinidiaceae. Gene Ontology annotation, cellular component: centrosome; cytoplasmic dynein complex. Gene Ontology annotation, biological process: microtubule-based movement; microtubule cytoskeleton organization. Gene Ontology annotation, molecular function: dynein heavy chain binding. The record is from RefSeq and is a predicted model, not a curated record.